CAGCAAUUACACUCAAAAAUAUUCUUCACACUCACAUUCACACUCACACGUCUCUUGUACAUAUCAAUCAUCACUCUCACUUUUAUCUUUAAUCAAGUAAUACUACAUCCCUCUUUAUUAUCAAACAUAUCACAUCAUGAACAACUUCCAGUUCACAGAAAAGACCGAGAAGACUCUCGCACAAGCCCAAGAGCUGGCUAGAGAGUUUGCCAACUCACAAAUCACACCCAUACAUAUCGCCUCUGCUAUGAUGGACGAAACUGACGAAGGCCCUGGUUCUUCCCUACUCAAAUCUAUCAUUAACAAAGCUGGUGGUAUGCCCGAUGAGAUCGAACGCGCCUUCAAAAAACUCCUCGUCCGUCUGCCAACUCAGAACCCUGCACCGCUUGAGGUCUCGCUCUCACCGCAGACAGCACAGCUUCUACGCAAGGCUCAAGAACAUCAAAAGAAACAAAAGGACUCGUACAUCUCAAUCGAUCAUCUCAUUCUAGCAUUGAUGGACGAUGCUACCUGCUGGAAAGCCUUGAGUGAACACGGGAUUUCAAAGACUGCUUUCGAGAAUGCUAUCUCACAGACCAGAGGCAACCGUCGUGUUGAGAGCAAGAGCGCCGAAUCACAGUACGAGGCUCUGUCCAAGUAUGCCAUUGACAUGAUUGCCCUCGCCGAGCAGGAUAAACUUGAUCCUGUUAUUGGUCGUGAUGACGAGAUCCGUCGAGUGAUCCGCGUCCUUUCGAGAAGGACCAAGAACAACCCUGUAUUGAUUGGAGAACCUGGUGUCGGAAAAACUGCUGUAGUCGAGGGUCUCGCCCAACGCAUUGUCCGAAAAGAUGUCCCUGUCAGUUUGCAGUGUCGACUCUUUUCCCUCGAUAUGGGUGCUUUGAUCGCCGGUGCAAAGUACCGCGGCGAAUUCGAGGAACGUCUCAAGGCUGUUCUCAAAGAAAUUAAAGACUCGGAUCAAGGCAUCAUCCUCUUCAUUGAUGAAAUCCAUCUCGUCCUUGGUGCAGGUAAAACCGAUGGUGCAAUGGAUGCCGCCAACUUGCUCAAGCCCAUGCUCGCUCGUGGUGAGCUUCGCUGCAUCGGUGCCACCACUUUGGAUGAAUACCGUCAACACGUGGAGAAGGACCCUGCCUUUGAGCGUCGUUUCCAACAAGUUUAUGUUGGCGAACCAUCGUUGACGGACACCAUCAGUAUCCUGCGUGGUCUCAAGGAUCGGUAUGAAGUUCAUCACGGUGUCAAGGUGGCUGAUUCUGCACUAGUCACGGCGGCUACGCUUGCUCAUCGCUACAUCUCGAAUCGCUUCUUGCCAGAUAAAGCAAUUGAUCUCAUGGAUGAAGCCUGCGCUAACACCCGAGUACAAUUGGAUUCACAGCCCGAGAUCAUUGAUCAAUUAGAGCGUCGCCAUCUACAGUUGGAAGUCGAGGCCACUGCGUUAGGAAAGGAAAAAGACCCUGCAUCACAGCAACGUCUCGUCAAGGUCCGUGAAGAGAUGUCUAGGAUCUCGGAAGAACUCAAGCCCUUGAAACUCAAAUACGAACUCGAUAAGGGUCGCAUCAAUGAAGUCCGCGACUUGAACCAAAAACUCCAGGAUCUUAAGAACAAAGCUGAGGAGGCUGAGCGUCGUUACGAUCUAGCCAAAGCUGCCGAUAUUCGUUACUAUGCCAUUCCCGAUCUUGAGAAGAAGAUUGCCACUGUCACUGCAGAGCGCGCGAAACAAGAAGCCGAUCAGCUUUUGGCAGCUGCCAGUGGAUCCAAGAUGGAGACCGGUGACUUAGUGACUGAGAUCGUUGGACCUGAGCAGAUCACUGAGGUGGUGUCUCGCUGGACUGGUAUUCCUGUCCAGAGACUUAACAAAUCACAAGUUGAACGGCUGUUGCAAUUGGGAGAUCGUCUGAGCGAACGUGUUGUUGGCCAAGAUGAAGCUGUCGAGGCUGUAGCUGAGGCUGUUCUUCGUUCCCGUGCCGGAAUGUCAAAGGAACAUUCGCCGAUGGGUUCCUUCAUGUUCCUUGGUCCAACUGGUGUAGGAAAGACAGAGCUUGCCAAGGCCCUCGCCCAUGAACUCUUUGAUGACGAGAACAUGAUGGUCCGUAUCGAUAUGUCAGAAUACAUGGAGUCACAUUCUGUUGCUCGCCUCAUUGGAGCUCCUCCUGGCUAUAUUGGACAUGAUGAAGGUGGUCAGCUGACUGAAGCAAUCCGUCGCCGACCCUACAGCGUGGUCCUCUUUGACGAAAUUGAAAAGGCAGACAUCAAAGUCCUCAAUGUCCUUCUUCAAGUUCUAGAUGAUGGCCGCUUGACGGACUCGAAAGGCCGUGUUGUUGACUUUUCCAACACUGUCAUCAUCAUGACCUCAAACGUUGGCUACAUUCAUCUUCAAGAUCUUGGAAAGACAGGAAUUACGGAAGAAGCCCGUGAACUUGUGAUGCGUGACGUACGAGCACACUUCAGGCCCGAGUUCCUUAACCGUCUGGAUGAUCUUAUUUUGUUCAGGCCUCUUGGAACUGAGCACUUGGCAAAGAUCGUCAGGAAUCAGCUCGCUGUUAUUGGAAAGCGACUCGAGUCCAAGAACAUUAAGCUUCACAUUACAGAUGGCGCAAUUCAGAAAGUUCUCAACGAUGCUUUCGAUCCACGCUAUGGUGGUCGUCCAUUGAAGAGAUAUCUUGAGAAACAAGUCGUGACAAGAGUUUCAAAGAUGUUGUUGACAGGUGAAUUGACAGAGUAUCAGAAUGUCGUGGUGGAUUUGAGCAAUCAGGGCGAAUUGGUCUUCAAUGUUCAGAAAGCAGGGACGAUUGACAGCACAGAUGCUAUGAAUCUCGAUUGACUUGCAGAAAAUGGUCUUGAGGAGAACAACGAUGAUAUUGAAGUAAUGGAUGGCGACAGAGUAGAUCAUGGUGUAAAACGUCGAGUACACACACAAAGAAGUAGUAGGACAAAACUCCCAAGACAAAAAACUUGACCAAUUUUGCAACUUAUUAGUUCAUUGUACAAUAAAAG
This is a messenger RNA of Lobosporangium transversale, 2988 nucleotides long. Its product is annotated as AAA ATPase domain-containing protein. Gene Ontology annotation, cellular component: cytoplasm; cytosol. The transcript is spliced from 2 exons. The record is from RefSeq and is a predicted model, not a curated record. Gene Ontology annotation, biological process: cellular response to heat. NCBI's taxonomy places the organism in Eukaryota, Fungi, Mortierellomycota, Mortierellomycetes, Mortierellales, Mortierellaceae. Bases 137 to 2815 code for a protein of 892 amino acids. Gene Ontology annotation, molecular function: ATP binding; ATP hydrolysis activity.